AUGUCUGCGGUGUUCUCUCUCACGGACGCCGCCUUCUUCUCUGCGGGCGGCGGUAGCAGCGGUGGUCCUCCCCGAGCUAGGGUUUCUAGAAGGACGACGAAGACUGGAGAGGAGAGGGUUCUCAGUGUCUCCGAUGCUCUGCGGGAUGGGCGGCGAGUGAUCUCUCCGCUUCUCGCUGGCCCGCUGCUACCGGCGUCGCCAUUCUCGGCCCCAUCACCGCUGCCGUCCUUGAAGCAGCAGCCGCAGAGGGAAGGCGAUGGCGAUAAGCAGAAGUAUUACGUCAACAUGGGCUACGCGAUCCGCACGCUGAGGGAGGAAUUCCCGGUCAUAUUCUACCGGGAGCCCAGCUUCGACAUCUACAGGUUCGUAUCUGCAAUGGGAAUCAUGUCUUCUUCUUCUUUCUCUCCGAUGAGAUCUACUGUUGAACUCUCCGAGACUUUUUGGGUUUUUUUUUUUUCUGAGCGGCGGAAUCAUUCACUUCAUUAAUCUCUCAGUUGUUUGCAAUUCGCUGCCGCUGAAUACGUUGAAUCCUUUCUUUCUCGGAUCCUUUCUCAGUUGUCGCAUCCAUUUAGGAACCUGUUUCUCCUGCCUGAAAAAUUCUGCGCUAGGGUUUCGCGAGCUGGAACCCUAAAUCGGCGUCGAUGAAUCUGUAUUUGCUCGAUUGAGCGGCCGCACGCUCAUAAUUACAUCAUUUGAACGCAUUUCUCGCGCUCUGGUAUGGCGCGAUCGUCCGAUCUCGGGGCGUAAUUUCCGAUCAUCAAUCUGCAUUUAUGUUGGAGAUUCUUUCCUCGAACCGGGAUCCUCCUGCUUCUCAGAGCUAUGGUGAUUCAUUCUGUUUGCAGCAUUUUGAUCUCGAUUUCGUUCUUGUUCUAAAAAUCGAGGGCAGGGAGGACGUCGUCUUCAAGGACCGGAUCAACACCUUCGUCGGCAUCGAUAACUACCGGCGGAUCUUCUGGGCGCUGCGGAUCAGCGGGCGGAUGUUCUUCAAGGCGCUCUGGUUGGACAUCGUCUCGAUCUGGCAGCCAGCGGAGAACGUCGUCAUGAUCCGGUGGAUCGUGCACGGGAUCCCCCGCGUGCCGUGGGACAGCCAUGGCCGCUUCGACGGCACCUCCGAGUUCAAGCUCGACGGCGACGGGAAGAUCUUCGAGCACCGCGUGGACAACGUCGCCGUCAAUUCGCCCCCCAAAUUCAGGGUCCUCGCAGUGGAGGAGCUCAUCCAGUCCCUCGGCUGCCCCUCCGCCCCCGGCCCGACUUUCUUCGAGCUGGCGGCGCCACCACCUCCCCUUCCGGCCGCUGCCGGCGCCCUGCUCCGCCGCUGUCUGGUGGCUUCUUCUCGGCUGCUGCUCCUCCCCUGGCGGCGCCCCGGCAUGGGAAGCUGA
Messenger RNA from Spirodela intermedia, 1379 nucleotides. The record is from the annotation of a GenBank genome assembly. Lineage: Eukaryota; Viridiplantae; Streptophyta; Magnoliopsida; Alismatales; Araceae.